AUGUACCUGAAGAAGGUAUUCGGGGCCAUUCAGGAAUUGCUCAGUCAACGUCUUAUUUCAGCAGGCCAUGACAUAAGCGAUGGUGGCUUUAUUGUGAGUGUUCUUGAGAUGGCAUUUACUGGUAAUUGUGGUUUUAAGCUCGACAUAGACUUGGAAGAUAGGAGCCUUCUUGAAGGACUUUUUGCAGAGCUUGGCCUUGUUAUUGAAGUGCACUCGAAAUAUCUCAAUAUCGUGAAGCAAAAGCUUGAAGCAACAGGCAUUUCUGCUAAUGUAAUUGGAGAAGUUACUUGCUCACCAGAAAUAGAAGUUUUUGUUGAUGGCAAUCAACAUCUCAAGGAAAAAACUUCAGAUCUCAGGGAUCUCUGGGAGGAAACGAGCUUCCAGCUUGAGGAGUUACAACGUCUGAAAUCUUGUGUCAAACUUGACAAAGAAGGAUUAAAAUGCAGAACAUCGCCAUCAUGGUCUCUGUUAUUCACUCCCAAGUUCACAGAUGAGAAACUGUUGAUUGCUUCCUCGAAACCAAAGGUCGCUAUCAUUCGUGAAGAAGGGAGCAAUGGGGACAGGGAAAUGGCUGCUUCAUUCCACGCUGCUGGAUUUGAACCAUGGGAUAUCACAAUGUCAGACCUCUUGGCUGGGAAGUCUUCUCUAACAGAGUUCCGUGGGAUUGCGUUUGUUGGCGGUUUCAGCUAUGCAGAUGUGCUGGAUUCAGCGAAAGGUUGGGCUGCAUCAAUCAGGUUUAACAAACCCCUCAUUCAGCAAUUUCAGGAUUUCUACCAUAGGCCAGACACGUUCAGCCUUGGAGUAUGUAAUGGUUGUCAGCUUAUGGCUAUUCUUGGCUGGGUGCCAGGAUCUGAUGUUGGAGGUUCUCUUGGUAAAGGUGGAGAUAUGUCCCAGCCCAGGUUUAUUCACAAUGAAUCCGGUCGUUUCGAGUGCCGGUUUACCAGUGUGUCCACUGGGGAUUCUCCUGCUAUCAUGUUCAAGGGGAUGGAAGGUUCUACCUUGGGUGUUUGGAGUGCUCACGGCGAGGGAAGAGCUUUCUUCCCAGAUGAAAAUGUUCUAGCUACUGUUGUAAAGUCUAAUCUGGCACCUGUGAGAUAUUGCGAUGAUUUUAACAACAUAACCGAGACCUAUCCCUUCAAUCCUAAUGGUUCUCCACUAGGUAUUGGAGCCCUUUGCUCCCCUGAUGGGAGGCACCUUGCUAUGAUGCCGCAUCCGGAGCGUUGCUUCAUGAUGUGGCAAUACCCAUGGUAUCCCAAGGAAUGGCAGGUUGAGAAGAGUGGCCCCAGCCCUUGGCUGCGGAUGUUCCAGAAUGCUAGGGAAUGGUGUUCAUAG
Molecule: messenger RNA, 1332 nt
Organism: Miscanthus lutarioriparius
Lineage: Eukaryota; Viridiplantae; Streptophyta; Magnoliopsida; Poales; Poaceae
Source: the annotation of a GenBank genome assembly